This is a messenger RNA of Cladophialophora yegresii CBS 114405, 3636 nucleotides long. Its product is annotated as pre-mRNA-splicing factor rse1. Lineage: Eukaryota; Fungi; Ascomycota; Eurotiomycetes; Chaetothyriales; Herpotrichiellaceae. Gene Ontology annotation, molecular function: protein binding; U2 snRNA binding. The coding region runs from base 1 to 3636 and encodes 1211 amino acids. The record is from RefSeq and is a predicted model, not a curated record. Gene Ontology annotation, cellular component: nucleus; U2 snRNP. Gene Ontology annotation, biological process: mRNA splicing, via spliceosome. The transcript has 3 exons.
AUGGCGACGACAAGCUCUAUGUUCAUGUAUAGCUUGACUAUACAGCCGCCGUCAGCCAUUACUCAAGCAGUGUUGGGUCAGUUUGCCGGUACAAAAGAGCAACAGAUCAUCACAGCAUCGGGCUCCAGGCUCACCAUCCACAGACCCGAUGCCACUCAGGGCAAAGUCUCCCCUCUCUUCACCCAGGAUUGCUUCGGCAUCAUCAGAUCGCUUGCUGCCUUUCGGUUAGCAGGGAGCAGUAAAGACUAUCUCAUUGUCGGUUCAGAUUCCGGUCGCAUUACGAUUCUCGAGUACCUUCGAGAACAGAACCGCUUCAACCGCGUCCACCUCGAAACAUACGGCAAAUCGGGUAUUCGAAGAGUCAUCCCUGGUCAAUACCUUGCGGCCGACCCAAAAGGAAGAGCAUGUAUGAUCGCGUCUGUUGAAAAGAAUAAACUGGUCUACGUCUUGAACAGAAAUGCUCAGGCCGAGCUUACGAUCUCCUCACCCCUUGAGGCGCACAAACCCCAGACUCUGGUAUUUGACAUGAUAGCCCUUGACGUCGGUUACGAGAACCCAAUCUUCGCCGCCCUCGAAGUUGACUAUACCGAGGUGGAUCAAGAUCCUAGUGGCCAGGCUCUCGAGGAGGUCGAAAAACUACUCGUCUUCUACGAACUUGACCUGGGCUUGAACCAUGUUGUUCGCAAAUGGGCCGAACCCGUCGCGAGAAGCGCGACAAAGUUAUUACAGGUCCCCGGUGGUUCAGAUGGUCCGAGCGGCGUCCUAGUUUGCGGCGAAGACAAUAUCACAUAUCGGCAUUCGAAUCAGGAGGCCUUCCGUGUGCCUAUCCCCCGGAGAAGAGGAAUUCUGGAGAAUCCUGACCGUAAGAGACAUAUUGUGGCAGGAGUAAUGCACAAGAUGAAAGGCCAGUUCUUCCUGCUUCUGCAGACAGAAGACGGCGAUCUGUUCAAAGUUACAAUCGAUAUGGUGGACGAUGACAAUGGCCAACCAACCGGGGAGGUCAAGUCUCUGAAGAUCAAAUACUUUGACACGGUGCCCGUGGCAAACAGUCUGCUCAUCUUGAAGAGCGGAUUUCUGUUUGUGAGCAGUGAAAGCGGGAAUCAUCACUUCUACCAGUUUGAAAAGCUCGGGGACGAUGACGAUGAGACCGAAUUCAACAGCGACGAUUUUCCAGCAGAUCCAGCCGAGGACUACCCCCCAGCAUAUUUCCGUGUUCGGCCUCUCUCCAAUCUCAACCUAGUCCAAAGCAUUGAUUCAGCGAAUCCCUUGAUGGACUGCAAAAUCGCAAACCUACUCGAUGAAGAUGCUCCGCAGAUAUAUUCGAUCUGUGGCUCAGGCGCUCGCAGCAGUUUCAAGACUCUCAAGCACGGGCUGUCAGUCUCGGAAAUUGUCGAGUCAGAACUCCCAGAUAAACCUGAGGCUGUAUGGACCACCAAGCUGGCGAGGGAUGACGAAUACGAUGCCUAUAUCGUGCUGUCUUUCCGCACUGGGACCCUUGUGUUAAGCAUUGGGGAGACGGUCGAGGAGGUCACCGAUACCGGCUUUCUCUCGGGAGCUCCGACGCUUGCUGUGCAGCAGCUGGGGGACGAUGCAUUGAUCCAAGUACAUCCCAAAGGCAUCCGGCACAUUCGAGCAGAUAAACGAGUCAAUGAAUGGCCUGCACCCCAACAUCGAUCAAUUGUGGCUGCCACGACGAACGAGCAGCAAGUUGCGGUGGCUCUAAGUUCGGGAGAAAUCGUCUAUUUUGAAAUGGACUCGGAUGGGUCUUUGGCAGAGUACGACGAGCGACGAGAAAUGACUGGGACUGUCACUUGUCUUUCUCUAGGAGAUGUGCCUGAAGGCCGCGUCCGCAGUUCGUUCCUCGCCGUUGGCUGUGACGAUUCGACUGUCAGAAUAUUGAGCCUUGACCCCGACUCGACGCUGGAGAACAAAUCAGUGCAGGCAUUGACUUCGGCACCUUCAGCUCUGUGCAUCAUGCCCAUGGCAGACUCUACAUCCGGGGGAACCACACUGUAUCUUCAUAUUGGGCUCUACUCGGGCGUCUACCUGCGGACCGUGCUAGAUGAGAUCACUGGCGAGUUAUCAGAUACUCGGACUCGGUUUCUGGGUAUCAAGCCGGCCAAACUUUUCCGCGUCUCAGUGAAGGGUCAGAAUGCCGUGGUGGCGUUAAGUUCUCGUCCUUGGCUGGGAUACACCGACAUACAGACGAACGGUUUCAUGCUUACGCCGCUCGACUAUGUCGGGUUACAGUACGUCUGGAACUUUACAAGUGAACAGUGUCCAGAGGGAAUGGUGGGCAUCCAAGGGCAAAAUCUAAGGAUAUUUACCAUCGAGGACCUAUCAAGAAACCUCCUGCAAGAAAACAUCCCACUUCCAUACACUCCUCGAAAAUUCAUCAAACAUCCAGAGCACCCCUUGUUCUACGUCAUCGAAGCAGAUAACAAUGUCCUCGCGCCAGCCACAAGAACAAAGCUUCUUACAGAGUCAACGGCCGUCAACGGAGACGCCGUUCAACUGCCGGCCGAAGAGUUUGGAUAUCCACGAGGCACUGGGCACUGGGCGUCUUGCAUUCAAGUCAUUGACCCUGUGAGCUCCAAGUCUGUGGUUUUCACCCUUGAACUGGAGGAGAAUGAAUGCGCAACGAGCAUCACGGCAGCUCCCUUUGCAGGUCAAGAUGACGAGACAUUCCUCGUCGUCGGGACGGCAAAAGAUCUAGUCGUUAGUCCUCGGUCCUUUGCUGCUGGAUACAUCCAUGUGUACCGUUUCCACGAAGAUGGCAAGGAGCUCGAGUUUAUCCACAAGACAAAGGUGGAACACCCGCCCACCGCUCUCCUGGCAUUUCAGGGGCGACUUUUGGCGGGCAUCGGGACAGAUCUGAGAAUCUACGAUCUCGGCAUGAAACAAAUGCUACGCAAGUGUCAGGUGCAGGCUGCUCCCAACAUCAUCGUUAGCCUGCAAACCCAAGGGAGCAGAAUCAUCGUCAGUGACAUCCAGGAAAGCGUGUCAUACUGCGUGUACAAAUAUCAGGAGAACAAACUCAUCCCCUUUGCCGAUGAUGUGAUCGCUCGCUGGACGACUUGCUGCGCCAUGGUUGAUUACGAAACGGUGGCAGGAGGCGACAAGUUUGGUAAUCUGUGGAUGCUUCGCUGCCCGCAAAAGGCAUCUGAAGAGGCCGACGAGGAUGGAUCCGGUGCGCAUCUCCUCCACGAGCGACAGUACCUCAAUGGCGCACCCAAUCGCCUCAGUCUCAUGGCGCACUAUUUCCCCGGCGACAUUCCGACCAGUAUCCAAAAGACGAAUCUUGUGGCUGGUGGGCGUGAUGUUGUCUUCUGGACUGGAUUUCAAAGCACGCUGGGCAUCCUUGUGCCAUUCGUGAGCCGUGAGGAUGUCGAUUUCUUCCAGAGCCUCGAAACGCAGCUCGCUUCAACCAAUGGCAACCCCCCAUUGCUCGGAAGGGAUCAUCUAAUCUACCGGUCAUACUAUGCACCCUCGAAGGGCACGAUUGAUGGCGAUCUAUGCGAGACAUUUUUCCUGCUGUCGGGUGACAAGAAACAGCUUAUAGCUGCCGAGUUGGAUCGCAGUAUCCGCGAGAUUGAGAGGAAGAUCUCGGACAUGAGGACACGGGUGGCAUACUGA